Molecule: messenger RNA, 11720 nt
Organism: Xiphophorus couchianus (Monterrey platyfish)
Lineage: Eukaryota; Metazoa; Chordata; Actinopteri; Cyprinodontiformes; Poeciliidae
Gene: rgs17
Product: regulator of G protein signaling 17
Exons: 6
Coding region: 1236-1865 (209 amino acids)
Source: RefSeq, a predicted model, not a curated record
AUUUAGGCAUUUUUUAAUCUGGUGUGAUAAACUUGUAUAAAAUAUUGAUUAUUACAGUUUUCAAAUGCUGCUUCUGCAGAAUAGGAUCCCUUUUUGCUAUGCUUUGCUUUAUGGUGUAACAAGUGUAAUAAACGAUAUUUAUUGUAGAUUAGCUGGAUAAUUAGUCAAGCUAUCUGCUCAAGAAGUUCCUGCAAUUGGCUGUUUUACACACAUGUUGCUCGUAGCUUGCCACUUGUGUCUUAAAUACACUUUCCUUCCUAAGAAUGAUGGGCGGCAUGUCUGAGACUAACAGACAUGCCGCCGUACCCCUCCAGUAACCUGGAGGGGUACAGCAUCAGGUGGGGGAGGGGCAGAGCUGAGUUUUAUUCGCCGUGCAACCGGAAAAACUUGGGUCGCUGUAGCACUUUUUCUGGCAUAUGAUUAGAAAGUCUUGAAAUUGGGAAUGAUUUGACAUUCAAAUUUUAACUUGAAUUUAAAACCUCUGCAUAUACACCGACUCGGGCGGCUCAACCAAUCAGCAUUAGUCUCCUAGCGACACUGCUUUAACUUUUCCCCAUUCUUUUUUGCAGAUGCAUGUUUGAGGAAGUCACUCUGGGGAUGACUAAUUCCUGGAAAUUGGCUGUGGAAAAUCUCUCAAGUGCGAUGCAAAGAGAAAACCCUAUCUUUGCACACGGCUAUACAAAAUCCCUUUUCAAAAGAACCCUCAAAAUACAGGAGAACCCUUUGUUUUCAACCCAGGUUUUUUUUAACUGCCACCAGCAGAUAUAAAAGCUUCUCUCUUUGCAGGGCUUGGUUUUCUCUGUGGAACAGCACUGACCCAGCAUGUUGUGUUAUUGUAGAGCAGAGGAGAUGAGGAAAGAUGCAUGUAAGAUGCCGCACAUUCGCUGCUCUCUCAAGUCGAGGAAGGAUCCGUUUUGUUGAGGUCCGAGGAGACCGACGCGGUGGGAAGUAAGCGAGAAGGGUCGUCACACCUCACUUCGUCUCUCGCGUUCCCCCCCUGUGCCCGUCGGUCAGGGAUGGUGACACCAGUAACCUCUCCUCCUCUCCGUGGUGACAAGUACCUCCGCGCCUCGUCCCACCGCUCCCGCGAGCCCAACAGCCAGCACGCUUGCCGAGCGGACACUGAGACACUCCACCAGUCAGUCACUUUGUCAACCAGCUUGCUAUCACCCAGCAACCUAUUACCUCACGCCAUGACUGCUCUGUCUGACCUGUGUUUAGGAACUCAUUAAUUCAUGCCCCACAGCGUGAGUGGAGUGGAGAUGAGAAAAAGGCAGGCGGCUCACAUCGAGGCCCCGCCCCAGGUCCCUGGACAGCCUCGACCGAAUACCUGCUGCCUCUGCUGGUGCGGCUGCUGCAAGUGUUUGUGGAAUGAAGACAGAAUUGAGAGGAGCGAACGGCAGACCUGCACCAAGAUGGACAGUAUUGAAGCUGCUGGAGAACAACGUCCCAGUUUAGAAGAGUUGCUGUCGUGGUCACGGAGCUUCGAGAUGAUGCUGCGCUCGCUGGAGGGCCGAGAGGUCUUCCGAGACUUCCUGCGCUCCGAGUACAGCGAGGACAACCUGCUUUUCUGGUUGGCCUGCGAAGAGUUGAAAAAGGAGACCAAUCCCUCGGUGGUGGAUGAGAAGGCCAGGAUUAUAUAUGAAGAUUACGUCUCUAUAUUGUCGCCCAAAGAGGUGAGUCUGGACUCUCGGGUCAGAGAAGGAAUAAACCAGAGCUUGACGGAGCCUAGCAACAUGAUGUACGAGGAGGCCCAGCUCCAGAUCUACACCCUGAUGCACCGGGACUCCUUCCCCCGUUUCCUCAACUCCUCCGUUUACAGAGACCUCCUGGACAGCAGGAGGCGCACCUGCCUCGACACCUAAACCUCGCCACCGUUCGUCAUUGCCAACGUACGCCAACGAGACUACUACUUAAAAACUUCAAAUGCUACUACGGUGCCAGAAGUCAGGUUUGGAAGAAAAUAAGCAAAGUCUCUCUCUCUGUUCUGACGGGGGGGAGAAAAAAAAGCAAAAACAAUCUUAAAUAACAUCCAAGACAGCUGGUUGAGUUAUUUUUUGUUUGUUUGUUUGUGUUUUUUUAAUUUAUAUUUUUUAAGCAAUUUCUAUCCAGUUGUUCACUGGAGCUAGGUCGGCCUUUGCUGGCUGGUUAAUUGGUCGCUUUGAGACCAUUAUUGCUGGCCAGUGAUUGUUUUGCUAGCAAUUUGUGCUGUUUUGUUUGAUUCGAGCGGCCGACUCCGCCCUCGUCAGCGGUCGGUUUGAACGGCCGACCCGAUGCGCAGGUUGAGCGUGGACAAGGACUCCUCAGGUGGUGAGGAAACAGAGAAGGAGAGAGACGUAAAGGACAAACCCACUGUUCCCGUACUGUAAUAAUCCAACCUCAUUCUUUCUUUACCCUCACUUUACUGCUUUGUCCUUACUUGCCGGUUGUUGUCCCACCUCACCAUUGUUUUUUUGUUUUUUUUCUGUUUUAUACCUCCUCACUGUCCAAACAUGACACGCAGUGGCUGGUUGGAGUGGGAGAAUCUUUGCCUUUUUAACCAGUUGAAGCAUCGGCUCUCUCUGCAUGCAGCUCUCUCUCUCUUUUUCUAUCACUCUCUCCCUGUCUUUAUUGUAGCUUGACAAUAUAAGCCGCGGACUGCAACCUUUUCCGAGAGGUACUAAGGCUGGCUCUUACUGGUUGUAUACGCUCAGCGAAGGGGGGAAAAAAAGGUAUGUCAGUUUUACCAAUACUGCAGUUUUUAUGGAGAGGUUUUCUCCAGCCCUUCUUCUUGUCCGUCCAUCCGUUUGUCCGAGCGUUUUCCUUCAUGUAACCGGGAGAAGUAAGGGCUAGAAUUGUGGUUGGGCAGCUACUUCUAACAUUAUAUAACUCACGAACUUCUCUCCGCUGAGAAGAAAAAAUCACAAUGCCUUUACGUGUAAAGGAAGGCGGCAGAAGCGCAGAUUUGCUGUGAAGCAACCACAGUUUGUCCAACAAUCCCUACCUCCCAUACUUUAAAAAAAAAUAAAUUUAUUUUUAAUCCCUCCCUCUUUCUCUCACCUGCUCAAAGAACCCCCUACAGCUUGAGAAGCACAGGUGCCAAGUUUGGGCCAAAACUGCAAAUGGCGAAAACAAAAAUAAACCUUACAUUGUCUAGAUGAGCAGAGAAUUAUGGGAAGGAAAACGGUAGCAAUUUCCUUUGGUGCAGGCGUAAACAUGUGAGCUUUUUUUAACCCCGGCCUUUGAAAGGCUUCAGCUUUAGACCUCGAGGUGUUGGAUUUUCAGAGGAUUGCUUAACUGGGUGCCAAAUGGGACUUCAAAGGUCCUGGGAAGAGGUUUUUGAUUUAUUAUUAUUUUUUUAAUGGGUCUGCUUUUUUCAGAGGGCUGGUUCAAUAAUGCUGAAAGGCUGCAAUCCCAGGUUAGCAAAGAAAUCUGCUCCACACAAGCCUUUUUCACCUUAAACCAAAACGGUUUAAGCAUGCUGUAGACGAGCAGAUGAUAGGAUGCUUGUGCUAAUCUUCCCUCCCACUGCCAGCCCUCACACACUCUGGUCUGUUUUUCUAACCUGACUUGAACAGCAUGCACUUAUAAAUGUGUGUGAGUGUGUGUGCACGCGCGCGUGCGUGGAUGAGACACAAUAAAACACCGAACAGAAAGCUUAAGUUGCCAAAUGUCCUGUUAACAUGUUUAACAUACAAUGGACACUGUUUUUUUUUUUUUCUUUGAAAUGAUGUGAACAUUUAAACAGAAACUUUGUUGUUACCUGUGGAUCUUCAGUAGAAAGUGCAUGAGUGUGGCGUAUAAGAUGCAGUUUUAUCACAACGAGCCUCUGUGUUCAUUGAUUUGAUGGAUAUGCGGAACCAGAUUGUCCGGUCAGGAGAGUGCUAAAUGUAUCGGUGACGCCGCUCUCACACAGAGGCGUCCAUGUUGACGCCUUCUCUAACUACCUGAUGUUCUUGUGCCAAUCUGGAUCUGCAGUAAAGAGACAUUUGCUUCCGAUUAGUGAGGGUUAGGCAUGGGCCGGUACAAUAACCGCGCUUUGACAGUAUUAACACAAAAAAUUUAACGCAAGUACGUCCAACGGCAACCGAUUGCUUAAGUUUAUUUCCGCUGACGUGAAAAAAACACGGCUGGGUGGUUUUUAGGGACAGCUGACGUUGCAGUUUUAUCAUUGAACGUUAUACGUCGUAAUUUCUUUUCCGUCACCACAAAGACCCCGACGCUCUUCCUGAACUUGAUGCAGUAAGGUCUUCAUCAGUCGUGGACAAAAGAAGUCUGUGAAAAUCAAUCUGAAUGGGCAAAAACAUCACUAGAAAGGAGAAAUUCAGUGCAUGAAGAGUGAAAUACUUAAUCUGAUCCAAUCACUCUCCGACCUUGUGAGCAUGAUUGUGAUUGAAUAUGUCGUGCAGCUUGAGGUAUGCAGUAAACUUUUGAUUGCUGCAAUUAUAAAAAUGUCCCGACAUUUAUUUAUUUUGAUACAUCGAGCAGUUUUGGUUUUUUUUAGAAAAAAAAAAAGGCCUGCCAAAUUUAGUAGCAUUUUUCAACUGCUUAUUGUAACAGAAUAUGGCACAGUUUGUUUAUUAAUGAGGCUAUCUGCCUGUGUAAUAACAAUUUGUCUCCUAACAUCCAAAUUUGUGUGGCAAGGGAAAAACAUAAGACGUCUAACUUUCUGUGCUCAGCAACAGGUGGGCGAGGGACAGUGCUCUGUUGUAUAACCAGAGAAAGCUCCAGCAAAGCCAACAUUUCUUCUGGCCCAGGUCAGCGUUGUUGACCUCUUUGGGUUACCUUAAACCUCAAAGACCGGCCCUUGCCUCGCGAGGGAAGAAUCUGAGCCUCGUUGUUUUUCUAGUCCACAUAAAUUACACGGAACACUUUCUAGACUUUCGUCGAUCCAGAUGAAACUCAUUUCCACCAGAUUGCGACUGAUGUUGCUUGAUUGCGCGAGUGAUGUGCUGUGCACAUGCAUGCGCCCCGUUGAUCAUCAAAGGCAAAUGAAUCGAAGAAUUUGUAAAAUAAAAAAGAAAUUAAUUUAAAAAAAUCUGACGGUGAAGGUCAAGUUUCACGUACGAAACUCGUUUCUGUAGAAAAAUGUCAAAACUUGCGGUAGCUUUUCGUUUCGGCCAUUUUUUAAAAAUGGACUCCUGCUGGCAAAUCCCUCCUCUGCGCAAAUACGCUUGUAUGUUUUCUAUAUAUUAACUAACAAGAAUGUCUCACCAGGAACCAGAUAACGAAAUUAUGGUGCAGUCAAACCGAGUUUACAUUCAUAAACAAUGAGAUGCGUGUAACCUGUUUAAAACGUGCGGCGCGGCGGGGGGAGUUUAAUAGCCAGCCGGUUUGAAACUUGAUGGUGUUUCACAACAAGGACACAAGAAAGCAGAAACCUUAGCUUCUGCUGCUGUCGUCCUCUAAUUUAUUCCAACUUUUCCGCAGUGGGAGAAGUGCACGUGGUUGUUUGAAUCUUAUUUUUAAUACCUGCAUUGCGAUGGUGGAUUUUUACAAGCAAUGAUCAUGAUGUGAAGUGAGUUCCGAUUUUUUUAUUUUGUCUUUAAAUUCCCAAUGGAUUCCAUGUGAGAUAGCGUUUGAGACAUGGCUUUGGUUUUAUAGACGAGAAAUAAUAAUAAUAAUAAUAAUGAUAAUAAAAAGUAAAUACAUUAAAAAAACAAAAAGGUUGAGAGCUGAAGUGUCCUGACGGGGAUUGGAGGUCUGCAAAGCUUUGGCUUUACUGACAGUUUAUUUUUUUCUUUUAUAUUUAAGAAAAGACAAACAUUUAUAUAGGUGUUUCACUACCUCUCAUGUUGGUUAAUUUAUUUCACAUCUAGUUGUCAAUGUACAAGUUGUUUUUUUAUUUUUUUUUUAGAUCUACUUGAAGCCUAACACUGUAAACAACUCUGUGUAAAUGACCAGAGAGGUAGAAGAGAAGCCUGGGCCUAGUCGACAUGAUAAUUCUGAAUAUUAUUUUUGUUUAUGUGUAUGUUUGCUUUGAAUUGUGUUGAGCUGAACUAGAUUUUGCAUCUCUAUAAAGAAUUCAGGAAUCCACUGUUUAAGGGCUAAUCCCAUUUUUGCCUAUGCAAAUCUGUUACUGUGGGUGAGUUCAGAGAGGGCGCGCCGGCGCUCCUCUCAGCUGUGUUAGACGGACCAUGGUUUACAUUGCCCUUUGCUGGUUUUCUUCAAUCCUGUUCAGCAAAAAUGUACUCUUAUAAACAAGUAAUAUAGACAGAAGAGAGUAUAUGCCUUUAUGAUGAUUAAAAAAAACAAAAAACAACAAGAAACUUUAUUUAAAAGAACUUUUAACGUGUUGUCUUGACGUCGAGCGGCCGAGCGCUGAGGUUUUUGGUGCGACGCAGCAGUUGGUAGUCGACUUUCAGGCUACGACUUUAGUAGCUGAACUGUGCAGGAUUGCCUGACUGAAAACGUAUUUAUGUGAGGAGCAACCACACUAUCACCUUCACCAACACACCGACACCCAGUCUGGGAGGUCAUACGUGUAUUUGGGUCGUCUAGGUCUUAUUAUUGUCACGUUCAGUGUAACAUUUUGUCAUUUCUUUUAAAGUAAGACCAUGUGACUUUUUGUGGCCAAUCUGUCCCUCCUCCAUUUUGUGUACUCGCGUUACCAUUCUGGCCCUGUUUACUUCCAUUUUGUAUCCCACACACUUAAACUGGUAUAUAUUUUUAUAGUAAUUAUUUUAAUAUGACAAUAAUCAUAAAAAUACUCAAGCCACUUUUAGAAUGAAACUGAAUUGCAUAUUAGGUUCUUUAUAUUUUAUAUUUUAUAUUACACCCUAUUUUCAGUGAUUGUGGUUCUGAUACGGCAGUUCCCCCUCAUGAAAUGUGACUCUUAAUCAAACCAAAAUAACAGGACAAUAUAAGAUAAUAAUACAAUAUAAUAAUAACAGACCGCUACAGGAGAUCUUUCCUGCCAACAGUCAUCACUAUCUACCGUAUCUCUUUGAAGAAUUUGAGUUAAUGAGUUACAACAACGUUUAAUUUCCCUUUGGAAUCAAUAAAGCAUUUUUGGAAUUUGAAUUAUCCUGUUGCCAAGUUCUUUAUACAGAAAGUAGCUACUGACUGCCCUAAAAGUUGCUACAAGCUGCUAAAUGUUGUUGAUGCCUAAUUUGCAUAAUUGGCUGUGUGAGGAAAAAUGGUUCAAAAUGUAGAAAAAUGACCUUAAAAAUGUUUAGGAUUCCAAAUUCUUCUGUGGAGUUUCGCUUUUUAAGGUUAUAGCAACCCUCAACAACACACUCAGUGGUGCCUCACUUCCUCCACUAACGAUCAAUUUCUAGCCCUAUCAUAUUAUUAUAACAUUUUCCUGAACUAGGCCAUGUCUGAAGAGCCCACGGCUGAAGUAGUCUCCAUAAGCCUACGUUAAGUUAGCCACAGAGUGGUGCUGGCAGCUAGUUUCAUUUACCCAUUCUUUCAAAGCAAAUGAAGGAAGAUUGCGUGUGCAAAAAUGUUUCCAUUGCAAAUACAAAUUGAAACAUUUGCAGUGCUGAACUUUCAUUGGGAGACAUCUUUGUUUUAUAUCCAAAGCAACCCAACUGGACAAAAUGACCCCGACACCAAAAUUAUAUGGUCAAUAUUGACAUUUUAAAGCAUAAUUUAGGAAUAAUCCUUUUAUAAAAGCAGCACUUUACUAAAGUCACCUUAUCUGCAAAUUAAUGAAUUGGUUCUAAUUGGACAUUUACGAAUAUUUUUAGGAGCUAGGUUUAUUUAAGUUACCUAGUCUCACUUUGAAGGGCUGACCUGAAACAAAUCUGGGAAAUGAGCAAGUGGUGCAGGAAUGGAUAUGAGCACUGUCCAUUAGCCACGUAAACUAAAUAAAUAUAAUUUAAAAAAUCUCCACUUUCCAUUUAAUAAAUUUUUUUUUUAAAUAAUAUUUUUCUUUUUUACCUUCUUGGUGUCUGCCAGCACACACUGCACAUUUGUUGCGACUUUGUAACCAACCAGAGCAGCACAGUGUCAUCAGCAAACAGUGCCAACUUCUUUCUACUUCUUGUAGCCACAUCCACGUAGACUAUCACUGUGUUAAUACAGUAGCGUUUAUGUGGAGCGGAUUCAGGUUAUUUUUACUCGUUUUUUAAUUUUAAACCAGCCUCAUUCACCUUGUAUCAAGUUAGCACCUAAUGUCGCUUUUAUUCAUUUACUAUUUAUUUGAAUUCGAAGGUUGGGAGGUGAGUUUUCGCUUGACCUCCAACCAAAACACAAAAAAAACAGUUUAAUUUCUUUUUAUCUAACAGUCCAUACCCGUGGCUAACGAAGGACAAGCUUGUUGACUGAUGGCGGUUCGGGUUUUCCCUCAGUUGGGUACGGUGCCUCUUUAUGCUUUACAACAGACCUCAAGACCUCGUUCUGUCUCACUUCUGGGUCUGUCUCACUUUCUGUGUGUCGGGUCCUCACUUUCAUUUUUUUUUUUUUUUUUGCCAUGUCUUGAAAGCAUGGCGUCACACAUGACAUCACUGAAGGCAGUCGAGGCGGAAACGGCCCCAUUUAGCAGCAAAAAACCCCAACAAAAACGACGACGCUAAUGCUGUGUUCCUCGUACACGAGUACCCGCUCCCUCAUCCGGUCUUUUUCGUGCCUCUUCCUGAGGCGUUUGUGCUUCUUUAGGGAAGAGAUCACGUCUGUGUAGGUGCUCCUCGAAGUUGGCUAGGAACAGUUUAAGGCAAUCACUUUUCUCUUUAUUGAUUUAGAUGCCUAAACUUCUUGGUUUUUGUCAUGCCUUUGUAGAUAGACCGCAGCUGUCGAGGAACAAGCUGCGAACGAGAACAUUGAAAAGACGAGUCACUUCAGACUAUUUUAAAAGUGACACUUUUUUCUAUUCAGCAUGCUUUGUGCUAAAUAAAUGAAAUAAUUCAGUUAUUUGCUAUAAACGAUACUGUAUGAGUAUGUAUUCCAGUACUGCAGUAUGCAGACAUUUCAAAAACUCUUUUAAGAGGUUCAUAUUUUUCUUCUAGUAUGUUUGACUAAUAGAGACAGCUAUGGGUACUUAAUUAUAGUUUUGAGUGUUUCAUGAAUUGCCAGAAUGACGUAAUGACCCUCUUUGUUUUGUUUUUUUUGUUAUUUUUAAACGAUCUACAGUCUUCGGCUGUUGUCACACGCAUGAUUCAAAGAGCUAUUCCGAGACAGGAACGUUUGAUCAAGAUUUCUGUCUCACAAGAAUUCCCUGGCUACUUUACAACACUUGGGAAAAAUGAAAAAAAGACUGAUUGUUUUGUUUAUGCAAAUGAAGACAUUUUGGAUCUUUGUGGUCGUUUACAGUUGUGUUCAAAAUAAUAGUUUGUUGAAGAAAAAUGAGUAGAUCUCAAAAUAUUUGUAAUGCAUUUUUAUUUUCGUACAAUGACAUGCACUGCACCUGUGAUUUCAAAUCAGAACAAAACACAUUUGUUAUUACUCUACAGGAAGUGGGGGAAUCAUAUAGAUAGACCUGUUGAGGAUUUAACUUUCCUUUGACUAACUGAACUAAUGUGAAGUUCUGGAACAACUAUUCAGAUGAUUGGACUACAUUCCACUACUCCAAGGCCUUUGUCUUUUUUUUACGUUUUGCCUUACAAACAUCAUGCUAGCUUACUGAUAGAUUACUUUGAGUCUGUAGAUUGGGAUGAACACACCAUAAAGUCAAUCUUUCUGGUCUGGAACUAAGAUACAGUCUGCUUGCUGGUAUAUUUGUGGUCAUUGUCCUUCUGAAACACCAGUUUUAAGGGCGUUCCCUACAAUACGCCAGUUUAGUUGUCGUUUAACUGCUCCAUUAUCCCUUGUGUUACAUAAAUAGGCCCAACAUUACAGAGCGACAAGCAUCACAUAAUGAGCCCCCAAUCUUACUUCCAUCAGUCCGGACCAGUCAAUGUGCUCUCGGUCAAAAUGUAACCUCGUCACCUGUUUGCUUCAGACUUUCUGGCUUCUUCUAGGCUUCUUCCAACUGCUACAGCACUCAGAGGUAACUCCUUUGGGGUUAGGUUUUCAUUUUAAAGCGUUCGAAAUCAUUUUAGCUGGAGAGGCCAUCGUUUUCUGCUGUACUUUAUCCAUUUUGGUACCUCCCCAGUUUACUUUAUCCACUUCAGGAACAACCCAUUUAACGAAUUCAAUGAAUGUCCUCAUCGAUUGAAUUCCACACUGACAUUAAUUUGAUCACACCCUUUGAAAUAGAGGUUCAAUUACAUAGCUAGCAGCAAGCGUGUUAAGGGAUUGAGCUAGCUAUUGUUUUGAACACAGCUGUAUGUUUUAAAUAUAUAAAAGCGGAGUUGGUGGACUCACUGACAUUUUCAAAAGUAAAAUGUAUAGAUUUUAAAAAAAAAAAGACAGUAGUCUCUAUAGACACACAUAUUUGAGUCAUGCUGAUAACAUCUCAAAGCACUGUGCUCCGACUAUUCAGGGUUUAUGUUGCUCCAGAAUUUGAUUGCUGUUCAUCAUGACCUUGAGAUGUACAGUACACUGGGGCAAAACUGAACAUCUACUUGGAACUGUAGCAUGGAACAGACUCGUUUACCCUCAUCGUGCAGCAACAUAACGCUGUGCUACAAAAGCUAAGUGUGAACACAGUUCAAAACACUUAGCUUUACAUGACUUACAUUCUUCUAAAUUAUUGGAAAACCCAUGCAUGAUAGUGCAGUUUGGAUAUUAUUUGCACUCCAGUGUUUGUUAGACAUCUAGAUAUGAAAUAAAAUAAAACAUUUACUGUUAAAGUUGUUGUAAAAGAAACAAUUGUCAGACUGGUGUGGAAAUGUAACAGAGUGGAGUUAGAGAAGCAAAUUAAAUCAGAUUUCCACAUAUAAAGUGAAGCUAGGUUGCAGCAGGUUGCUAGGCUCAAAACUAGCAAGCUAAAGCUAGUCACCUUAAACGUCUGUACUCACUUUGUAAGCCAAUUUUUAUUUGUUCUGUUUUGUUUGGACAAGAAUUGGCUAUCCAAAAAUAAUUUUAUGAUUUGUGGCUGGAAAAUUAUCCAAUUUUGUCCCAUGACAGAUCAAGGUGAGCUGAGCUAACUAGCUGCUAGCUUGGCCUUCGUUUGACUUGGAGCUUAAAUGAGCACUUUUGCAAAAAUGUUAUUCAAAAGAUAUAGAAAAAGUCGUUGAGUAAUGUAAAAGUUGCAAAAGAAAACGGGUUGGAAAAUCCAAGUUGGGUUUUUUUGUGGGCACUAUAACUGUCCAGCAAAGUACAGAAUCAGCGCUUCUCGGUGGAUAUAAUGUGCCAUAUUUAUAACGUGUCUUUGGAUAUAGUGUAAAGAGGUCAAAAGAAAUUGUUGGAAUGUUUAAUCGCAGGUUCUGUUGCACUAAAAUAAUCCUGUUACACGUCCUACUUACGUUGGCUGUCACUGAUUUGUUUGGUUUCUCGGAACCGUCCCUCCACCAACCUCUGUAAACCGGUGAUGGACAUUUUCCAACACGCCUCAUACAGGUGGCAAGUGAUCACACCGUUUCCAACAAAACAAACAAACAAAAAAACUGUAAGAAGAUGCUGUACACCAUUUCUGAUUUCUUUGUGUGCUGGACCAGUCACAUUUUAUCUCAAAAGACACAAAAGUCGUCCUUUGAACCUUACAUGAGUUAUUGUCACAUUAGCAUCCUGCCCAUGUUGUGGUACAUUUUACUCUACUUAUCUUCUAUGUCUGUCUUUGUUUACAUGAUGACAUUUUGCAUUAAGAGAGAACUACAGUCUAUGGUUACUGCCCUUGAAUAUCUGUAAUUUGAAUAGUGCUGCUAGAGAGAGAAAUCUAAAUGUAACAACUUACAAUAAAGAGUUUAUUAAUAGAU